ACAGCAACUGUCAAAUAAAACUACAUAUAUUUAUUUAGUAAUUUAGAUAAUAGGUCGAUAGCAGUGAGUCUAUUGAAAGUACAUUCACUAAUGAUAAACGUGAAUGAAUCCGUGUGACUGUUGUUAGAGGUCAUUGUUCCUGUUGAGUCUGUUACAGAGGAAAUAACCUGCAAACUUUAUCUGCAAAUUUUGUUUUCAUAGCAAUGACGUAAAUAAGUGACGUGUUUUCCCAGUAACUUUAAAAAGACGAUACAUGAAGAUGACCCCUCCGGUUGAGGAAGUUCGGAAACGUUCACCGUCUGAUUAUAUAUUCGGAAAGGUCCUAGGCGAAGGGAGUUUUAGUACGGUUUAUCUAGCCAAGGAUGUUCACACGAAUAGAGAAUAUGCAAUUAAAGUUUUAGAGAAGGCUCACAUCACGAGAGAGAAAAAAACUGAGUACGUUAUGAGAGAAAAAGAGGUCCUGCGUCUGCUCGGAGGUUCUUGCCAGUACUUUGUACACUUAUACUGGACGUUUCAGGAUGCCGAACGACUCUACUUCGUCCUGACGUACGCCAAGAACGGGGAGCUCCUGAAACAGAUCGACAAACACGAGUGUUUCAAUAUUGAAUGCACGAGAUAUUACACAGCCGAGCUGGUCCUCGCCUUGGAAUAUCUCCACGGUAAGGAGAUUGUACACCGUGAUUUGAAACCUGAGAAUGUGCUCUUCGAUGAAAACUGGCACAUCCUCAUAACAGACUUUGGUAGUGCCAAAAUAGUGAAGGAAGAAACCGAAAGGUGCGAUAAUGAAAGUGAUACGAAUUUUCGUAAACGGCGUAACAGUUUCGUGGGAACAGCACAAUUCGUGAGCCCGGAGAUGCUGACGGACACGUCGUCCUCUUAUGCCUCGGACCUGUGGGCGUUGGGCUGCAUCGUCUACCAGAUGGUGUCAGGUCUCAUGCCGUUCCGGGGCGGCAGCGAAUACUUGAUAUUCCAGAAGAUUCUGAAUUUGGAAUACGAGUAUCCGGAGGGAUUCGACAAAAUUGCUAAAGACUUGGUAGAGAAAUUACUCGUUAUAGUGCCUAAUAAGAGGUUGGGGGCGAUUGACGCUAAGCCUUACGUGAGUAUAAGGGAACACGAACUCUUCAACGGGUUGAAUUGGGUCAAUCUGGGACCACCACCAAUUAUUUCCGACAGCAUAAGCGAACACAUAAUUCCCGACCAUCUAGAGCCCGGCUUGGACGAAGAGAAGGUUUCCAGGUUGCAGUUGGAUUUGUUACCGCCGGCGCCGACGCCGUCCCGGAAAAAAUCCCAGCCUGGCAGGAAGAUCACGGAUUUGAGCCCGGACGAGAUCAAGGAGAGGCUCGACGAGCAAAAGACUAAUCUCUAUCACACGUUUGUUGGCGGGAACUUGAUACUCAAGCAGGGUUUGGUCGACAAGAAGAAGGGGUUGUUCGCCAGGCGGCGGAUGUUCCUGUUGACAUUGGGGCCCCAUCUGUAUUAUGUGGAUCCCGUGACUAUGGUCCUGAAGGGGGAGAUACCGUGGAGCGGGGAUCUCAGAGCCGAGGCGAAGAAUUUCAAGAUAUUUUUUGUUUAUACGCCGAACAGGAAGUACUAUCUAGAAGAUCCCGAGGGCUAUGCCCUAGAGUGGUGUAAGGCCAUCGAGGACGUGAAGACACAUUACUUCCCCGAGAAGUCAUGAAAGUGGGAUUAAAUUCCCAAAUCACUACCUACACUGAAAUUGGCAACUUAGUUUCUCUAUUUAUUUAUAUUUUAAAUUAUUUAUGUACUAGAUUGUAAUCAUAUUAAUUAUUUCAUGUGCUAGUUUACUUUUUAUUUAUAAAAUUACCUAUUGUUUAAACAAAAUAUUCGAUUAAAGUAGUCAAUCUGG
Messenger RNA from Anoplophora glabripennis (Asian longhorned beetle), 1867 nucleotides. RefSeq names its product 3-phosphoinositide-dependent protein kinase 1 (gene Pdk1). The transcript is spliced from 4 exons. Gene Ontology annotation, molecular function: ATP binding; protein serine/threonine kinase activity. The coding region runs from base 254 to 1678 and encodes 474 amino acids. Gene Ontology annotation, biological process: intracellular signal transduction; peptidyl-serine phosphorylation. NCBI's taxonomy places the organism in Eukaryota, Metazoa, Arthropoda, Insecta, Coleoptera, Cerambycidae. The record is from RefSeq and is a predicted model, not a curated record.